Molecule: messenger RNA, 672 nt
Organism: Musca vetustissima
Lineage: Eukaryota; Metazoa; Arthropoda; Insecta; Diptera; Muscidae
Exons: 3
Coding region: 1-669 (222 amino acids)
Biological process (GO): stabilization of membrane potential; potassium ion transmembrane transport
Cellular component (GO): membrane
Molecular function (GO): potassium ion leak channel activity
Source: RefSeq, a predicted model, not a curated record
AUGUCCCAAGCAACACCGACACCGCCCCCACCACCCUCAAGAUUUCCAAAUCGACCGCCACGUAUUAUUAUACGCAAUCCACACAAUGGUUCCGCAAUGGGUUCAAUGCCGCCAACAGCUCAAACAGGUACCUAUGGUACAGGUUCAGUGGCUGGUGCACCCUAUUGGCCACCCUAUGCCAAUCCAUUUGCAGCGGGCAAUUUUAUGGCCAAGGGUUUUGAAGGUUUCGUCGAUUUCACCAAAUCGGGCAUGAGUUUUGGUGAAAAAUUCACCUUUAGCAUGUACAAUAAACUAAGUAAAUGGUCGAAGAAAUGGUUUACACAUAUAUUCCUGUUGACGGUGGUCGCUCUCUACACGGUGGGUGGUGCAUUGCUCUUCAAGGCUAUUGAAAGCCGACAAGAAGAAGUGGCCCACAUUAACACCCACGAGGCACAGAAACAAUUUUUCAAUGCCAUACGUCGUCUGGCCGAAGAUCAUGAAAUGAGAAAGUACAGUCCCAAAGAGUUUGAUGGCAAACUGAUACGAACACUGCGUGAUCAUCAGUCGGGUGUGGAGUCACUGCUGAAUAACAAUAAGACACUGGAGGAGUUGGCAGCACCACAGAAGACCUGGUCCUUUUGGAAUGCCAUGUUUUUCUGCAGUACCAUCUAUACGACAAUUGGUAAGUAAAAA